Molecule: messenger RNA, 690 nt
Organism: Fusarium fujikuroi IMI 58289
Lineage: Eukaryota; Fungi; Ascomycota; Sordariomycetes; Hypocreales; Nectriaceae
Exons: 2
Coding region: 1-690 (229 amino acids)
Biological process (GO): negative regulation of DNA-templated transcription
Cellular component (GO): nucleus
Molecular function (GO): transcription factor binding; transcription corepressor activity
Source: RefSeq, a predicted model, not a curated record
AUGUCUUCCUCUCCAGAAAAGUCACUACGCGAAGAUACAACACCUUUUUUGCUACAUCUCUUCUAUCGUACAGGAUCUCUUCACAGGCCAGAUGAAUUUGAGUCGCAUAGUUUGCCGCCACAUAUACCUGUGUAUACAUGGUCAGACUGUACUCUGAAUGAGUUGGCUCUGGAACUUGCAGGCGCCAAAAAGUCAGCGUUGCCUUCGCCCUCUGUGGGAUGUCGUCUCGUAUUCCAGUUGGUAUUUCCAGACCUUCGAAACACCGCCGCAGUCACAAAUGCUCCCCCCAAAUACGGGGUUAAGGACCUCGGCAGCAUUGUAUUGGGUGGUGGUUCCGUAGCAGACACAUCUGGUGACAUUUCCAUGGAUGGCACAAGAGGCAGUGACGACAAAACCAAGACACUAAGCGAUUGUCGAUUUGUAGUUGGCGACUACAUCACUUGCGCAAUAUUACCACCACUCUCGGAUGGCUCAGUGGCGCCCGCUUCAAGCGUGCGAAGGGAGCAGGCUUCGGGUCCACAUGAAGUUCGAGGAGGUCGAGAUAACGGUACUGGGCGCAGGAACUCGAGAGGAGGACGGGCUGGCCGGAGGGAUGAUGUCGGGGGAGAUUUUCCUAUGGGCGAUUGGAGAAGAGGCGAAAGAUUACCGGACACCUCUGGUGGGCGAUCAAGAGGCAGAGGGAGGUGGUAA